Molecule: messenger RNA, 1987 nt
Organism: Dicentrarchus labrax (European seabass)
Lineage: Eukaryota; Metazoa; Chordata; Actinopteri; Moronidae
Product: claudin-3-like
Exons: 2
Coding region: 137-1270 (377 amino acids)
Biological process (GO): bicellular tight junction assembly; cell adhesion
Cellular component (GO): bicellular tight junction; plasma membrane
Molecular function (GO): structural molecule activity
Source: RefSeq, a predicted model, not a curated record
AACCAAGUGACUCCACCUUCUGCUCUAAAGAAAUUUGCUGCUUAUAUGAGCCAUCAGCUCACAGGAGAAGACUCAUUCAAGCUACUUCUGAGAUAGAGAAGACUUCUGUGCACUUUGACUUACACAGAGUUCAGACAUGCCUUCAGUGGGACUGGAGAUACUUGGAGUGACCCUAGCUGUCCUGGGAUGGAUCCUAGCCAUUGUAUCCUGUGCCUUGCCCAUGUGGAGAGUGUCAGCUUUCAUUGGGAUGAACAUUGUCACAGCCCAGAUCACCUGGGAAGGCAUCUGGAUGAACUGCGUGGUCCAGAGCACUGGUCAGAUGCAGUGUAAAAUCCACGACUCCAUGUUGGCUCUAAGUGCAGAUCUUCAGGCCGCCCGUGCCCUCACCAUCAUUUCGAUUUUGGUGGGCAUUUUGGGACUUCUGGUGGCCAUGAUGGGGGCAAAAUGCACCAACUGUGUGGAGGAAGAGUUAGCCAAGGCUCGGGUGAUGAUAGCUGCUGGGGUGGCCUUCAUCCUAGCGUCUCUAACCCAGCUGAUUCCUGUGUCGUGGUCUGCCCAUACUAUUAUCAUGGAGUUCUACAAUCCAGUUAUACCCGACAGCAGAAGAGGAAGACUUUUCAGUAUGUCUAUAGGGUUGGAGUUGAUAGGCAUCUCCCUAUGCAUUUUGGGAUGGAUUAUUUCCAUUGUGGCGUGCGCCCUCCCGAUGUGGAGGGUGACAGCCUUCAUCGGCAGUAACAUCGUGACGGCUCAGAUCAUCUGGGAGGGCCUGUGGAUGACUUGCGUGGUCCAGAGCACGGGCCAGAUGCAGUGUAAGGUCUACGACUCCAUGCUCUCCCUCUCCCAAGACCUCCAAGCUGCCCGUGCCCUCACCGUCAUCUCCGCCCUGUUAGCCAUCCUCGCUGUGCUCAUCGCAAUCGCCGGGGCCAAAUGCACCAACUGCAUUGACGAUGAGGCAUCCAAGUCCAAGGUGAUGAUCAUCUCUGGGAUUUUCUUCAUUGUUUCUGGGGUCAUGCAACUCAUUCCUGUCUCCUGGUCGGCCAACACCAUAAUCAGGGACUUCUACAACCCUUUACUUACUGACGCUCAGCGGAGGGAGCUGGGGGCUUCACUGUACAUCGGCUGGGCUGCUGCUGCCCUACUAAUUCUUGGUGGUGCACUUCUCUGCUGCUCCUGCCCGCCACGUGAGACCAGAUACAACCCUUCACGAAUGGCUUACUCUGCCCCACGGUCUGCAGGUGGCCCAGGGCUAGAAAGGAAAGACUAUGUAUGAAUGAAGGUCAAAGAGGAAAAGACCUUAUUGAAUCUCAAACCUGCUCUCCACAUCAAACGGGGUGUACUGAAGAAAAGAGCUCAAGGAAAUAAGGAGACUCCGUAAUGAAGGAUGUGUUUGAUUUUUGCCCUUUAUGUAACAUAUCUCUGAAUUAGACUCUGUCUUUCAGAGGCUGAAAAAGCAUGCAAAGGACAGGAUGAGCAGACAUUUCUUUAAAACAUGUUUCAAAAUGAAAAGCAAACAAUUAUGCGCUGUCAUAUUAAAAGUCAACAUGCUAAAUGUUUUCAUCAGUGUACACUUAUAUACUUUUUAUACAGUACUGGCUUCUUAAUGUUUACCACUGAAUUUUUUUAUACAAACCACCAUGACUGCUUCAUGUGUCACCUUUAUAACGAGGCACCACUGCAUGCAAAAUUCAAGAAUUGGAUGUGUUAAAUGGUAAAACAGGGUUAUCAACAAGAUUAUGUGUUGUAAAUACAGUAGUAAGAGUAUCAUUAUUCACCUGUAGGCCUAACAGUCAAGACAGAUGAUAACUGUAUUCAACGCAGCUUUUGGCUCAUUGUGGUAAAGGGGGGAGGAUGAAAUGUGCACUGAGGCAGCACAAAAGCACCUGGAUUCAUCCAUUACAAGAAAUUAUCUCUGUGUAUUAUAUACAACUGCAGUACAUGUAUCUCACAAGUGUUAUUUUUUAAUAAACGUGACGUGUUUUUUAAUAUA